Molecule: messenger RNA, 582 nt
Organism: Didymodactylos carnosus
Lineage: Eukaryota; Metazoa; Rotifera; Eurotatoria; Philodinida; Philodinidae
Source: the annotation of a GenBank genome assembly
AUGGAUAUCCUAAUUAACAAUUAUCGCUCGUCAACAUUGAAAUGUGGAGCUAAUGAGUAUGAUAUUCUUUUAUAUGUUAAGGAUGUAAAUUCGUUCACAUUUUUAUUCGGCAAACAAAAAUGGCCACUUCAAAUUGGUGGAGAAAAUUUUAUUUUUCCCUCAACACCGUCAAUUCCUCCACAACUUGCCCUCAUUAUCAAAAAUGUUGAUCUUAGGGUCGACAUAAACGAACUAUCAGGGGAUUUAAAAGCACUUUUUCCAGAAAUUUAUAACGUGGUGAGAUUAAAAAAUAAAUUUCAACAGGAUAUUAGAAUGGUUAAAGUGGAAUUUGUAUCGGCUACGAUCCGUGAUGAUAUCUUAAACAGUGGUAAAAUUAAUGUUAAUUUUAGAAGUUAUGAUAUUGAAGAAUAUCUUGCGCCAGCAUGUGUUUUGAUUUGCUCAAGAUGUAUGGGAACAGGGCAUUUCAAAAAGCAAUGUACUCAAUUAAAUGAAACAUGUAAAAUUUGUGGACAAUCUUCUCUCGAUCUAAAACAACACAUUUGUACAAUGCAACCAAAAUGUGUUCACUGUGCUGGGAAUCAU